Molecule: messenger RNA, 1563 nt
Organism: Cladophialophora yegresii CBS 114405
Lineage: Eukaryota; Fungi; Ascomycota; Eurotiomycetes; Chaetothyriales; Herpotrichiellaceae
Exons: 2
Coding region: 1-1563 (520 amino acids)
Source: RefSeq, a predicted model, not a curated record
AUGGAAGUAGUCGGCGGCGAAGAUCUGAUAGUUCUGACCGGCCAGUGGUGCUACGCUGCCAUCCAUGCCCGACUUUUGAAGGGCAAUACCAUCAUGAGAUACGAGCCUCCGAGCCCUGGAUGGAUUCCGACUAGUCCGUCAUACCCUCCCGACUAUGACUGGGAUAGCAGUGAGCCGAGACACAGUUCCGACGACGAGCAGAGGCACGAGCAAGACAACGGCAGCGGGUCCCCCGGGGACAACAGGUCAGAUGACUCCUUGGUCAUUUACGAGGAUGAUGUUCAACACGGCGGGCUGGACACCAGACAUAAUGGCGGCGGGUUUCUGGGGGACAACAGGUCCGAGGACUCUUUGGUCAUUUACGAGGAUGAUCAAGAAGUCGGCGGGCUGGCCGCCGGACACAAUGGCGACGAGCCCGGGCACGAUGACUAUAGAAGCCAGGACGAGAAUGCUACACCUUCACCCCCUGGUGAGGACGACUGCACAGUGGAAAGCCUGUUUGGUGAUCAAGAAGUGGGCUUUGCAACAGCCAUUGGUCGCUUUGAUAUUCACAGCUUUGUUCUUGUUCAGCAGGAAUUUGACUCGCUUGAUCAAGGAGGGGUGGAUUCCACCACGCGCGGCAGGGACGUCGGCAAUUUGCUAGCCGGGCUGGAAUCCACCGCAGAAGGGAUCAAUAGGCUGAGAGGAGAAUACCUAGCCGCGCUCAAAGGGAAACAAAAGCCGCACCUCGAAAUGAUUCCCCAGGAGGAAAUCAGGUCCAAAUCUUGCACCAGGGCACAUCCGGCCACACACAGGCUCUGCAAGAGGGCUUUCCAGGAUGUCCGGUUUCAUCAUGGACGGGUGCUCCAAUUCUUCGACUACACACAUCCACGGACUCUCCUCAGCUUCCGAUAUGCGUUCAAUGCGUUCAUUGUCGCUUUCAGAGAGUUACUGUUGCUUCUACGGGAGUACCAUCGGUCCCUCGUCGGACCCAGAUCCGACAACGGAGACGAACGCGGAAACGACAAUAGCCAACCUCCCUCUCCGCGACGAUCGUCCAGCAAUUUCUCAGUCGUCACGCCCCCCAUCUCAAAGGUCGGUUAUGUCGAAAAUCUCGUUCAAAAGAACGUCCAGAAACCCUACGAAAAGGUCAAGAAAGCUUCCCCCGUGCCUAGGCCGAAUCCUCUACCAGCGCGAAAGGAUUACGAGAAUAUGUUCGUCCCUGAACUGUGCCAUGAACUCGAACAGAAUCGCGGCGUUGAAGAUAUCAAAGGCGCUCUGGGGAAGAGAAACCCCGUCAAGAAAGACUACAUCGACAAACUCAUGGCCCUGGACAAGGAGGGAAUCGUCGGCAGAGGUGCCACGGAGUGUUACCGCAAUAUUACAGGGAACUGGAAUGCACGCGGCACGCCGAAGAAUUGGAAUAUCAAGACGGCACUUAAGGGGUAUUAUGAAAGGCUCGCCAGGGAGAAGGAAGCAAUGCCGUCGCCACGAUCGCGGCAGAGCACCAGCCCUCGAGGAACCUCGGGCUCGAAAAGUGUGACCGGAUCGUCAGGACCUGUCCACCGUGGUCCUUUUCAUUGA